This is a messenger RNA of Diuraphis noxia (Russian wheat aphid), 926 nucleotides long. RefSeq lists its product as uncharacterized. NCBI's taxonomy places the organism in Eukaryota, Metazoa, Arthropoda, Insecta, Hemiptera, Aphididae. The record is from RefSeq and is a predicted model, not a curated record.
ACCAUUUGUAUUAUAUAUAUAUAUUUGGGCUUUUCAUUUUGAAAUCGUUCGACUACUAUUACCUACAUGUAUCGUAACUAUGGUAAUUGAAAUAUAAAUGAUAAACCAUCAUGCAUUCACCAGUUAUAAGUAUAAAUUAUUAUUAUUAUUUUAUUUCUACAAUAUAUUUCAGAAAUGUUACGGAUUCAAUUUGAAGUCUUGAAUUCAAGCAUAAAAAAAUAUGUGUUCGUGAAUUUAGCCAUAUGUAUUGUGUUGACGUAUUUCAAUAUGAUGAAUUCAAUAAACUACAUCGCAAUCGCAAUUAUCGUCGGUGCUAUGUUGAAGGGCAACACCAAUCGUGCGAUGCCUUACUCACUGUUCCUAACGGCAAUUGGAUGCGUGUUUGACAUUUUUUCUGUUCUUUUCCGCUCCACUAAUUAUGAUAGUUCGAGUUGGGCCUAUGUCAAAUUCUUCCAUUAUAUUAUGUGCAUUUUCAUUUUCCUGUACGUAAUCUUCUACAUAUUGAUGCUAUAUUGUUAUUGGCUGCAUUCCAUGGCUGUGGCUCAAAAACAACAAAUAAGACUUCAAUUGGGCUUAUAUGACGAUAACAAGAAAUAGAAUCGCGCUGUUCAGAAAUAUCUACUAUAGAUUAAAUUAAAUUGUAUUUAUUAAUUCGUGUAGCAUGUAAUUAUGAUUAGUAUUUACAUAAAAUAAUAAUAGUUAGUAAAUAAUUGGUAAUAAUACAAAUCAAAAAAGGUGGGCAUUGACUGGACAAGUGAGUAUCACUGUGCUGUAUAGUACCCAAUAGGUGUAGCAUUAUCCACCGGAAUGGAUGGGUUCAAUUUGAAUUCAAUGAAUUCAAAGGUAUAUUAUUGUAUUCAAAAACGAUUCUGAGCGAAUACGGUCCUGUUGGCCUAUAUUGCUAAAUAUAUUAUUCGAUGUAUUUA